ACAAUCAUUAAUUUUUGAGACAUCACCAGAAUCGAAAAAUUUUUUAAAUCAUAUACAAGAGUACAAUUCGUCUUUUCAAAUGACUUUUUUCGGCGCUACAAAAAUUAUAAGAGAUCAAUUUAUGCCGACACUUAAGGUGAUUGCAUGGAAUAUUUGAUGGUUUUUUUCAAUGAAUAGGGAAAAAUUUAUUCCUAUAACAUCGCAUACAUAUUACAGAUCCAAGGUCAAAUUUAUCACCUAGCGGGUUCAUUGUUACCGCUCCCUGACGCUAACCAUCAAUUUUUACAAAUAUAUUUCAUCGGAGAUAAAAAUCAUGAAUUAAAUCAACGGUGCACAAUUGGUUCUCACACAAAAAGAGAAAUUCUUUGCGAACUACAAAAUUUUUUCAUCAGCACAAUGAAUUAGUCCAAUUAUUCAAACCAGCUAUGGAUCGGUUGCCAUCUGAUAAUCACAGAAUCGUUAUAAGAGCCGAUAAAACUCCAACUGGAGAGCAUUCAAGAAGAUUCAAUGCACCAACCAUUGAUAAAGUGGCCAUUGUGAUUGUUGGCGAUCAGUUUCAAUCUUGAGAUAUUAUUCUUCACCGUAGAAAUGAACAAUUACAACGUGUUUCGGAGCUUCAUCGUUGUUACGAUGCAUUACAGUAUCCUAUAUUGCACUAGAAUGGCCAUGAUGGAUACCAUAUAAAUAUCCCAAUGAUUAAACCAAGCACAGGUACAUAAUAUGUAUAUAUCGUGCUCAUAAAUAUUUCGUUUAAAUAAAAGAUUUCCAUUUUGAAUUGAAAACUUCUAAAUACGUUUUGAAACGUAUUUCUUACAGGUCUUGAUGCUCAAAAGAAGGUCAGCGCCAUGAAUUAUUAUUCAUACAGAUUAAUGAUUCGCGAAGGAAGUUCAAAUUACAUUUUGAGAUGUGGAAAACUGUUUCAUCUAUACAUUGUGGACAUGUAUGCGAAAAUUGAGACUGAACGUCUCAAUUACAAUCAAUCAAAGUAAAUUGCGAUCAGAAGAAUACAUACAUUUGCGUGAUGCAAUAACAAAUUAUGGGAAGUUGAAUGAUAUUGGACGUCUGACGAUAUUACCAGCAUCUUAUAUUGGAAGUCCUCGCCAUAUGCACGAAUAUUCUCAAGAUUCGAUGUCAUACGUGAGAAAAUACGGACGACCAGAUUUAUUUAUUACAUUCACAUGUAAUCCGAAGUGGAGAUAUUCAAAAUAAUUUGUUUGGCGGUCAAUCAACAACAAAUCGUCACGAUAUAAAUGCACGUGUUUUUCGUCAAAAAUUAAAAGCGUUGAUGGAUGUAAUUGUGAAAUUGCGCGUAUUUGGAGAAGUGCGGUGUUAUAUGUAUUCAAUCGAAUGACAAAAGAGAGGAUUGCCGCACGCACAUAUAUUGAUAUGGUUGGUUCGUAAAAUCGCAUCAGAUGAAAUUGAUAAUAUCAUAUCAGCCGAGAUACCAGAUCAAACAAUUGAUCAAGAAUUAUUUGAAGUCGUCACAAAACAUAUGAUUCAUGGCCCAUGUGGCGUACUAAAUAUGAAUUCACCAUGCAUUAUUGAUGGCAAAUGCUCAAAGCGUGAUCCCAGAGCAUUGACUUCCGACACAAUAACAGGCAAGGAUGGAUACCCGUUGUAUCGACGACGGUCUACUGAAUAUAAUGGUCAACAUUCGUCAUCAAGAAACCAUCGUCGAUAAUCGCUGGGUUGUGCCAUAUUCAACACUUCAGUCAAAAAUAUUUCAGUCUCACAUUAACGUUGAGUAUUGUAAUUCCGUCAAGUCAAUCAAAUACAUUUGAAAGUAUGUGAAUAAAGGAAGUGAUAUGGCUGUCUUUGAAGUACCUGAUGCUGACAAAUUUGGCGAAUAUUUUCGUUUCCAUUGCACGAAAGACAUCCUGUUGUUGUUCAUCUAGCGGUGCAUCUUGAAAAUGGUCAACGUGUUUAUUUUACUACUGAAAAUAUACAGCAGAGAGCAGCACAACCACCAACGACUACUUUAACUGUUUUUUUUCUACUUUGUGAAACCGAUACGUUUGCCAGAAGUUUGCUAUAUACCGAUGUACCUCAGUAUUACACAUGGAAUACAUCUUCAAAAGAAUUCCAACGACGUAAAUAGGGUACAGCAGUUGAUGGUCACAACAGACGCUUUGGGCAGAAUGUUUACGAUUCAUCCCAACAACGCGGAAUGUUUUUAUUUGCGAUUGCUAUUGGUGAACGUUCAAGGACCGAGAUCGUUUGAAUAUUUAAAAAUAGUUGAUGGUCAUUUUUGUGAGACGUAUCGCGAGGCAUGUCACCUACUGCAUUUGUUGGAAAACGAUUCACAUUGGGAAUCGACGCUUCAAGAUGCAUGUGUUUCAGCUUUACCACAACAAAUAAGAAUGCUUUUCUCGAUUAUAAUAUCAACAUGCAUGCCAUCGAAUCCACUGGAAUUUUGGAACAAAUAUCAAGAUUACAUGACGGAAGAUAUUUUGAUUCGGAUGCGUCGUACGUCAAAUAAUCCAGAUUUCAUGAUUACCUUGGAAAUGUACAAUGAAGCAUUAAUAAUCAUUGAAGAUAUGUAUGUGUCUCAAAAUUGCGCAUAAAGCAUUAUCACAGUUAUCUAUGAUUUCACCUGAUCGUCCGAUGCAUGAUUUGAUGGAUCAAGAAUUGCAACGUGAACAACAAUUCCAUUGUGACGAAUUGAUUGAAUUUGUGCAAUCAAAUAUUGACAAAUUAAAUGAUCAACAAAACUAUGUAUAUCAAACAAUUUUGCAAGCUGUUUCUGACAACACAGGCGGAAUAUAUUUCUUGGACGCACCUGGUGGAACCGGAAAAACAUUCAUUAUUACAUUGAUUCUGGCAGCUAUUCGAUCACAGAAAAAAAUUGCUUUGGCUCUUGCUUCUUCUGGAAUUGCUGGCACUUUAUUGGACGGAGGACGAACAGCACACUCUGCAUUAAAAUUGCCAUUGAACAUGCAAGUGAGUGAAACGCCGACAUGCAAUAUUUCAAGAAAUUCUGCAAUGGGAAAAGUCUUGAAGCAAGCAGCGAUUAUUCUGUGGAAUGAGUGUACAAUGGCCAACAAAAAAUCGCUCGAUGCAUUGGAUCGAACUAUGAAAGAUUUACACGGAAAUCAACAGCUGUUUGGUGGUGCCUUGAUAUUGUUAUCAGGUGAUUUUCGACAAACAUUGCCAAUUCAUCCUCGAUCAACUCCUGCAGAUGAAAUAAAUGCAUGUAUGAAAUCUUCUGCUCUCUGGAGAUUUGUAAAAAAAUUGACGUUGAAUGUCAAUAUGCGUGUCCUAUUACAAGACGAUUCAUCUGCACAUCAGUUUUCGGAACAAUUGUUGGAUAUCGGAAAUGGAAAAAUGCAAAUCGACAAUACAAAUGGAAUGAUCACCUUGCCCGAAAAUUUUUGUACAAUUUUGCAAACAAAAGAAGAAUUGGUCGAAUGCGUUUUCCCAAAUAUCAUUCAGAAUCACAGAAGCCAUGAUUGGUUAGCAGAACGUUCAAUAUUGGCACCGAAGAAUAUACACGUCAAUGCAAUGAACUUCCAAAUUCAAGAAAAAUUGCCAGGUGAAGUCAUAACUUAUAAGUCCAUUGACAGCGUUAUGGAUGAAGAUGAUGCUGUGAAUUAUCCAAUUGAAUUUCUGAAUUCAUUGGAACCACCUGGUACACCGCCACAUCUUUUGAAUUUAAAGGUUGGUUUACCAACCAUAUUACUACGGAAUAUCAAUCCUCCAAAAAUGUGUAAUGGUACACGACUGGUAACAAAGAAGCUAAUGCCAAAUUUGAUUGAAGCAUCUAUACUCAAUGGCAAAGCGAAAGGCGAAAAUGUGCUUAUACCACGUAUUCCAAUGAUUCCAACAGACAUGCCAUUCAAUUUCAAACGUCUGCAAUUUCCGGUGCGUUUAUCAUUUGCCAUGACUAUAAACAAAGCACAAGGACAAACAUUUCAAAUAUGCGGAGUAAAUUUGGAAGAAUCGUGUUUUUCACGUGGGCAAUUAUAUGUGGCAUGUUCGAGAGUCGCUACUGCACAUCGUUUAUUCAUUCAUGCACCGGACAGUAAAACUAAGAACGUUGUUUAUCAAAAUGUUUUAGAUUAGAACUCGAAUUUUUGAGAUUUACAAUUUAUUAUAUAAGUUAAUAAAAUACUUUUUAUAUUUUUAUUUUAAAAAGAAUUUUAUUUUAUAAUAUAAUUUUUUCCGUUUAUUUAUUAUUAUUUGUUGCGAAGACUAUGUCUUCUUAAUCCAACCUCUUUUCUUAAGUAUUAUUAUUUGUUGGGAAGACUAUGUCUUCUUAGUCCAACUUCUUUUCUUAACUAUGCUUAUUGACUACCACUUAACUACUGAAUUCAAAACUUAUGUUAAAAAUUAGUAAAGUGUGUGAGCAGCGAUCAUCACAUGCAUUGCAACGUGACCGUACAUUCAAUGCAGGCGCUAUGUCAGCACUUUUGGGUCGCGCGUGCAACGAUCGGAAAUGGAUUAAACAAAAUUUGGGACGUAAACAGGAAAUGAUAGUCAGCGAAAGUGUAGCAAAAAUAUGCUUAUACGUUUCGUAAUAAUUAUUGAGAAAUGUAAAUAUGUUUGGUGUUAACUUAUACGCUUAUGUAAAAAUAAGAGGAAACUGAAGAAUAAAUACUUUCAAUGUUUGAAGAGUAUUACUUUGUUGAAUUUUUUAUUGAAUCGUUAUGACAAUUUUCUUAUUAUUCGUAUUUAUGUACGCUUCUCAAUGUUAGCGUUAUAACAAUUUUAUGGAGUGAAUGGAUAAUACCGUACGAAUGCAUUCUCAUGAACUGCAUAUCCUUUAUCAACAAUAUCUUGGUCAAUCCUCAUCCUUAAUUCGUAAUCGUCUAAAUUUAUGAAAAAGAUUUCGUCUAUUUGUUUCAUUAUUUUCAUAGUGAAAGAUUCGUUCAAAGCAAUUUCUUCAAAAUAUUUGAUAGCUUCUCGCGUCCAGUAUUUCCCAUUACUUGGCUUGAUAUUUGCUAAUCGGCAAUUCAGAGUUUGCUCUACAUCCUGGUAUUCCCUUUCUUCCGGUCUGAAUUUUACGGUGAAGCACGUUGGGCUAUCAAUCGACUGAACAACAACUGUUUUUUCCUGAAGAUAAUCAGAAUGGAAUGUUCUUCUCAUAUCGAAUCUUUUCAUCGUCAUUUUUUGUGUGGUAUGCUUUGG
Molecule: messenger RNA, 5127 nt
Organism: Bactrocera dorsalis (oriental fruit fly)
Lineage: Eukaryota; Metazoa; Arthropoda; Insecta; Diptera; Tephritidae
Product: ATP-dependent DNA helicase pif1-like
Exons: 2
Coding region: 2542-4062 (506 amino acids)
Biological process (GO): telomere maintenance; DNA repair
Molecular function (GO): DNA helicase activity
Source: RefSeq, a predicted model, not a curated record